Molecule: messenger RNA, 1244 nt
Organism: Manihot esculenta (cassava)
Lineage: Eukaryota; Viridiplantae; Streptophyta; Magnoliopsida; Malpighiales; Euphorbiaceae
Product: lipid phosphate phosphatase epsilon 1, chloroplastic
Exons: 4
Coding region: 123-1085 (320 amino acids)
Biological process (GO): protein N-linked glycosylation; lipid biosynthetic process
Cellular component (GO): endoplasmic reticulum membrane; intracellular membrane-bounded organelle
Molecular function (GO): dolichyldiphosphatase activity
Source: RefSeq, a predicted model, not a curated record
CUUAAUCUAGUCAGUUGUCUUUGUUAGACUGUUACAAACAGAUGACUCCAUCGGAGCUUGCCAUGGAUGAGGGAAACUCGGGCGAAGAAUAUGCCAUUAUUAAAUUUUGCUCUUAGUCACAGAUGCCAUUUUUGGAACCUUCUCCCAACCCCAUACCAACUUCCAACAAAGAGAUCCUUUUUUUCUCCUGGGCUUUCUUCAUAUAUAUUUCGGAUUUCACAUGGUUAUGUUUUCAACUCUUGGAAAUCCCCAGGAACAUGAUGGUAACGAAAGCUCUUCCCUUCAAUCCAACCUUCUAUCGCCCUUCUGAGCUCCAUUCUUUGAAACCCACUUCGCUUCUUCGAUUUCCUAAUUCAAGAACGGUCUUAUUUGGUGUGUUUGGUUCCAAGGUUCGCGUGUCAAAGACUAUAACCGAGUUGGUCAAAAGUUCUGCGUUUAGGAGUGGCGAUGGUCAGAAAAAAUUCAAAGUUUUUCAACACGAGGCUUUUGUGAAAGGCUCUACCGAGUUUCAUCCUGAAUCCAUGGCUGAUGAAUUGGGGGCGACUCUCAAUCGCCUGUCCAAAUGGGUUGUAGCUUUCAUGUUCGGUGUUGUUCUUCUAUGGAGGCACGAUGCUGCAUCAUUGUGGCUUGCUAUGGGAUCUGUUAUAAAUGUUAUCAUCUGUUUAAGACUCAAACGGAUAUUAAACCAACAGAGACCCGUUUCCACAUUGAAAUCUGACCCAGGGAUGCCAUCUUCACAUGCACAAUCCAUCUUCUACAUUAUAGGGGUUUGUAUUCUGUCAAUUAUAGAAAGGUAUGGAACAAAUGGAAGUACGUUGAUGGUUGCUGUACUUGCAUUGGCAUGUGGGUCAUAUGUUUCAUGGCUAAGGGUUUCACAACAAUUUCACACGACAAGCCAAGUGGUUGUUGGCGGUGCUAUUGGGUCGAUUUUCUCGAUUUUGUGGUAUUGGUGGUGGCAUGCCUUUUUGCGUGAAGCUUAUAUGUCCUUUCGGUGGGUUCGUAUAAUUGUUGCUUUUGGAGGUCUUGCCUACUCAUUGUGUCUUCUUUCACAUGUUAUCCGUUCCUGCCUUACUAAUCGACAAUAAUUUCUUUCUCUUUUUUUUUUUUUUUUCAUGUAAUUUAAGUAUUGAACACUGCCUAGCUUGGGAUAACCAAGUGGCCAAGGUAUCUAGAUCAAAAUUCGAAUUCUUCAUAUCCAAAUACCCCUAUAUAUAUGAAUAAUGAUUUUUUAAUUUGGUGAAGAA